This is a messenger RNA of Trametes versicolor FP-101664 SS1, 3260 nucleotides long. Its product is annotated as heavy metal translocatin. The record is from RefSeq and is a predicted model, not a curated record. Gene Ontology annotation, biological process: monoatomic cation transport; copper ion homeostasis. Gene Ontology annotation, cellular component: membrane. Gene Ontology annotation, molecular function: P-type divalent copper transporter activity; copper ion binding; ATP binding. NCBI's taxonomy places the organism in Eukaryota, Fungi, Basidiomycota, Agaricomycetes, Polyporales, Polyporaceae. The transcript has 8 exons. Bases 1 to 3150 code for a protein of 1049 amino acids.
AUGACCUGUGCAUCGUGCUCGAACACCAUCAACGAAGCUCUCGCAGAGCUGUCAGGCGUAUCCGAGGUCUCUAUCAACCUGCUGGGAAAUUCAGCCACGCUCGUCGUGUCCCACCCCGAGAUCGUGCCUACCGUUGUAUCUGCCAUUGAGGACAUCGGCUACGAGGCGGAGGUAGUGAGCGUGGAGCCGGUUCGCAAGCCCGUUCACAGCCCCGUACCACAGACAAAGGCCGAUGGACCCCAGUGGGUUGAUCUCUCCAUAGACGGGAUGACUUGCGCAUCCUGUUCCAACACCAUAACGAGGAUCCUUUCCGACAUCCCCGGUGUGUCCGACGUGGCCGUAAAUCUCCUGGGGAAGUCUGCGACCGCAGUUGUACAGGACAAGGAUAUCGCGCCACAGCUGAUUGAAGCCGUUAAUGACGCCGGAUACGAGGCCGAACUCGUCGGCCUCCGGCCAUUGCAUGCGCCCGAGGUCGAAGAUGCAGGUCCUCGGACUGUGUCCUUACGCGUCGACGGGAUGUUCUGCGUCCACUGUCCAGGGAAAAUUAUGGCUGCCCUGAAGGCUUUCGGCAACGAUGUUACGGUGUCGAAGCCACUCACCUCGCACAUCGACCCCAUAAUGACCUUGUCCUACACACCUUCCCCUCCGAAUCUUACGAUUCGUUCCAUCAUCCACGCGAUCGAGGGUGCCGGCGAGCCUGCCACUCCAUUUUCGGCCUCUAUCCAUCGGCCUCCUUCCCUCGAAGACCGCGCGCGCUACAUGCAGCGCCGCGAGCAGAAGAGCCUCCUCCAGCGCCUUCUCUUCUCAGUCGUCGUCGCCAUUCCGACUUUCAUCAUCGGGAUCGUCUACAUGAGCCUCGUACCGUCGAGCGACCCCACCCGCAUGUGGUUCGAAGAGCCCAUGUGGACGGGGAACACGUCCCGCGCGGAAUGGGCACUCUUCUUCCUCGCCACGCCGGUGAUGUUCUACAGCGCGGGCACGUACCACCGUCGGAGCCUCCGGGAGAUCUACGCGCUCUGGCGCAAAGGGAGCCGCGUACCCGUGUGGAAGCGGUUUGUGAGGUUCGGGAGUAUGAACCUACUGGUGUCCACUGGGGUGUCCGUGGCGUACUUUGCGUCCAUUGCGCUGCUGGCCUUGUCAGCCACUCAGACGCGUUCAGCUUCCGGUCAAGGAGAUACCACGACGUACUUCGACUCGGUCGUCCUCUUGACGAUGUUCCUCCUUGCAGGCCGCUUCCUCGAAGCGUUUAGCAAAGGCCGGACCGCCGACGCAAUCACCGCCCUGGGAAAGCUGCGCCCAACCACCGCGCUCGUCCUCGUGCCCGCUCCCUUGCGUCCCGAUAGUGCCAUCGCACUCUCGCGAUCGACGUCCGGCCAGACGGCCGCAGGCACACACAUCGACGACCCGGAAAAAGGUGACGCCUCUGCAGAGGAGCACAACUUCGCGUCGAAGCCCGGCACGAAGGUUGAGCGCGUCGAUGCGGAGCUGCUGGAGGUAGGCGACAUCGUGCGCGUGAUGAAUGGUGCGAGUCCGCCGGCGGACGGGACGGUCGUCGCGGGAGAGGGCGGCGCCUUUGAUGAGAGCUCGUUAACGGGCGAGUCAAGGCUGGUCAAGAAGAUGGCCGGGGACAAGGUGUUCUUGGGCACGAUCAACAAGGCGGGUGUCGUUGACGUGCGCGUCGACGAGAUCGGCGGCCAGACCAUGCUGGACCACGUCGUAAAGGUAGUUCGCGAAGGGCAGACGCGCCGCGCACCUAUCGAGCGAGUCGCAGAUAUCAUUACUGGGUACUUCGUCCCCGUCGUGACGCUGCUCGCGAUCAUCACCUGGGUCGUAUGGCUCGGCCUUGGUCUGGGCGGCGCGCUCCCGCCGGACUACCUCGACAUCGAAGUCGGCGGAUACGCGGUGUGGUCUCUCGAGUUCGCCAUCGCCGUCUUCGUCGUUGCGUGCCCGUGCGGUAUCGGCCUCGCCGCCCCCACGGCCCUGCUCGUUGGAUCCGGUCUCGCGGCGAAAUACGGCAUCCUCGCGCGCGGGGGCGGAGAGGCUUUCCAGGAAGCCGCUCAGCUCGACGUCUUCGUCUUCGACAAGACCGGCACGCUCACCGAGGGCGGCGACCCUAAAGUCACCGAUGUGGACAUCAUCGCCGACAACGCCGCUGGCCUCUCCAGCAAGGUCAUCCUUGGGAUCGCUGCCGAGAUCGAGUCCGCGAGCUCGCACCCCCUAGCGGGCGCCAUCCGCGGGUAUUGCGAAGAGAAGGGCGCGCCUGCGCAGACGGCGUCCGAGGUCGAAGAGACACCCGGACGCGGGUUGACGGCGACUUUCUCCGCGCUAAACUACACGGCGAUCAUCGGGAACGAGGCGUGGAUGGAGGUCCACCACUGCGAGGUCGACGGGCGGCUUUCCAAGCUGCUCCACUCGUGGAAGUCCGAGGGGAAGAGCGUCGUGCUGCUUGCUGCCCGCUCGGAGAGUAGCGCCGCAUCGCUACAUUUCGCGGUCGUUGCUGCGUUCGCGGUCGCGGAUCCCAUUAGGCCUGAGGCGAAGGAGGUGCUCGCGCGGCUGCAGGGUCAAGGGAUCGGGACGUGGAUGAUCUCUGGGGACAAUGCGAUGACUGCGAAGGCGGUCGCGAGGUCGGUCGGUAUUCCCGAGACCAACGUUAUCGCAGAGGUGCUCCCGCAUCAAAAGGCUGAGAAGAUUCAAUGGCUCCAGCAGGUCGGCAUGAAGAGACCUCAGACGGGCCUAGCGCGCCUCUUUGGUCGCCGGAGGCUCAACGAACGCUGCAUAGUAGCCAUGGUUGGCGAUGGUAUCAACGACGCCCCGGCUUUGACAGCUGCGGAUGUUGGGAUCGCCAUCGGCUCUGGCAGCGACGUAGCAAUCUCUAGCGCGUCGUUCAUCCUCGUGUCGUCUAACCUGCGAAGCCUGUUGACGCUGUCCGACCUGUCUCGGACAGUGUUCAACCGCGUCAAGUUUAACUUCUUCUGGGCCUCUAUAUACAACCUCAUUGCUUUACCUAUCGCCGCUGGUGUGGUGUACCCCGCUGGGCAUGCGCGACUUGCACCUGUAUGGGCUUCCCUGGCUAUGGCGCUAUCGUCUGUGUCAGUAGUCUGCAGCUCCCUUCUGCUGCGACUGUACCGGGAGCCUAAGAUAUCCUCAUGAUUCACGACCGUCCGCCACGUACCGUUAUGCAUACCACUAUCUGUACCAUGUUACAACAUAUGUGAUCACUGUAGUGUACAGUAUUGUACAAUCAAGCACGUAGCUGUUGU